AUGAGUGAUACAUCAUCUCAAUUAUUUUCCAAUACAUUUAUCUUUCGUAAUGAAGAACAAUUGGGGGAAUAUAUAUCGAAUAAAAUAACUCAUAAUCCCGUAUCCUAUUAUUUAAAAAUUAUACUUGGUAUAUUAACAUUGAUCUUACCUUUAUUCAAUUUAUUUAUGGUCUAUCGUAGUGUAAUAUAUCAACCAGAAGAUUUUGCCGAUAUUUAUACAGUUUUUCAUUCAAUUAUUUUUUAUGGUGAAUUUAUUCUAGUACAUUUGUUAUUAUUCUAUACUCUAAUAAAAUUUUUAAUUGAAAAUUUUAAAAAUAAAUAUGUAUUAUGUUCAGGUCAAGGUCGAUGGAUAAAUUUACUUGAUGUUGAAUUUACUUUAAUGGCAUUUAAUAUGAUUAAGUUAAUUCCAAUAAUAUCUUUAACUGGUUUUAAUUUUCUCUCAACACAAAUCUAUGUAUGUACACCUAUAUUUAAUAAAUAUUCCAAAUCUAUUCGAAUAAUAUUAUAUUGUAUAUUUAUAUUUGUAAUUUCUUUUCAAAUUAUCUUUCUUAUUAGUUUACUUCUUUUACUACUUCUUAUUAAAGUAUAUCAAGUAUCAUUUGUUGGACAAACAAGAAAUCCAUCAAAUUGGCCAAUUAAUCAAUGGCUUUUAUUUCUUGGAUUUUCAGCGAAUAUUAUAAAUAUAACUGAUACUCCAACAAUUACACAAUUAGCAUUUAUGUGGAAUAUAACAAGUCGAAUAUGGUCGAAUGAUUCGAAUAUGUGGAUACCUGAUCGACUUUUAUUAAAACGAAAAGUUUAUAUAUAUGAUCGAUUCUGUGAAAAAUUUGGUUUUAUUAAAUCUUUUUUCUGGAUUCGAACAAUGUCAGCUAUUGAUGUACAUUCUCUUGUACGUUUAUCUCCAUCAGUAGAAAGAAUUUCAGAAAAUUUUUAA
Molecule: messenger RNA, 933 nt
Organism: Adineta steineri
Lineage: Eukaryota; Metazoa; Rotifera; Eurotatoria; Adinetida; Adinetidae
Source: the annotation of a GenBank genome assembly